Manacus vitellinus (golden-collared manakin) is the source of this 1041-nucleotide messenger RNA. It is a transcript of the gene PSMA2, whose product is annotated as proteasome subunit alpha 2. The transcript is spliced from 7 exons. Bases 226 to 696 code for a protein of 156 amino acids. Gene Ontology annotation, cellular component: proteasome core complex; proteasome core complex, alpha-subunit complex. NCBI's taxonomy places the organism in Eukaryota, Metazoa, Chordata, Aves, Passeriformes, Pipridae. The record is from RefSeq and is a predicted model, not a curated record.
UGUUAAUCUUUCUUUUGUGUCUUCCUUUUUAGUCCUUCUGGAAAGCUUGUUCAGAUUGAAUAUGCUUUGGCUGCAGUAGCUGCAGGAGCUCCAUCAGUUGGGAUUAAAGCUGCAAAUGGAGUGGUGUUGGCAACUGAGAAGAAGCAGAAAUCCAUUCUGUAUGAUGAAAGGAGUGUCCACAAAGUAGAACCAAUUACCAAACAUAUAGGUUUAGUGUACAGUGGAAUGGGUCCAGAUUACAGAGUACUUGUGCACAGAGCUCGGAAGCUGGCCCAGCAGUAUUACUUGGUUUAUCAUGAGCCCAUUCCAACAGCUCAGCUAGUACAGAGAAUUGCUUCUGUGAUGCAGGAAUACACGCAAUCUGGUGGUGUUCGUCCUUUUGGUGUGUCACUGCUAAUAUGUGGCUGGAAUGAAGGGCGGCCGUAUUUAUUUCAGUCGGAUCCAUCUGGAGCUUACUUUGCAUGGAAAGCAACAGCAAUGGGAAAAAAUUAUGUCAAUGGGAAAACAUUCCUUGAGAAAAGAUACAAUGAAGAUUUGGAGCUCGAAGAUGCCAUUCAUACAGCUAUUUUAACACUAAAGGAGAGCUUUGAGGGGCAAAUGACAGAAGACAACAUUGAAGUUGGCAUCUGUAAUGAAGCUGGUUUUAGGAGGCUCACUCCAACUGAGGUUAAAGACUACUUGGCUGCAAUAGCCUAGUAGAAACCAAGCAAGACUGUGUGGUUCACACAAAGGUCUUUUUAAUUUUGGCUACUUAAAUGUUUUUCUUUGCAGUUUUUGCAUACUUAUUUCUACAUGGUUUGUCUGAGAGAUUUUUUAAACAUCAUGGGUGCAAAUACAACGGUCCUUAAUAUUGUAAUACAUGAAAUCUUGUUAAAGAUAAUUCUUUCCCUUGAUACACAAAAUACUGUACAAAAUGUAAAGUUAUAGUGACAGCUUGAAAAAGGCUAAAGAAUAAAAUCGAAGGCCAAUGUUUUGGGGGAAAGUGUCCGUGUGUCUUUUUAAUCCUAGCUUGUUUAUCUGCAUAAAGCUUAGAUUUCAGUA